Molecule: messenger RNA, 4261 nt
Organism: Priapulus caudatus
Lineage: Eukaryota; Metazoa; Priapulida; Priapulimorpha; Priapulimorphida; Priapulidae
Product: sterol regulatory element-binding protein 1-like
Exons: 19
Coding region: 32-3436 (1134 amino acids)
Biological process (GO): regulation of transcription by RNA polymerase II
Cellular component (GO): nucleus
Molecular function (GO): DNA-binding transcription factor activity, RNA polymerase II-specific; RNA polymerase II cis-regulatory region sequence-specific DNA binding; protein dimerization activity
Source: RefSeq, a predicted model, not a curated record
CGUCGCGUGGUCUCAUACUGUAGAUGCGAAGAUGGAGAAGGAUAGUGACUGGCCGAGUUACUUAGGUCCAUUACCUGACCUAGGACAUGGUUUAUGUAGCAUUAACGAGAUGGAUUCUACAAAGAUAAAUGAUAUCGAUGAUGAUUCAGCUGUAUCGGGCGAUCUUGAACAGCAGUUGUUUGAGUUUGUGUCUGACAGUGGACUUGAUCUAAAUUCCUUACUGAAUGACACCAGUGGAAGUCUACUUGAUGUCAGCGAUGUGUCAAGCUAUAUUCAGGCUAACCAGAUCAAAAGUGAGCCUGACAUGUCACCAAAGUCAUGCCCCAACCUCGGUGUGGCGAUGCCAGCAGAGGAACUGCUGCUUGGCAACACAACCAUGCCGACCCCGAACACGGAUAACGUCGACAUUAGCAUGGUUGACACAAGUAUGCUGUUCCCAUCGCCGCCGCCAGAUGAGGAGAAGCCUGCGGCCAAAGUCCAGACAACAGUACUGGUGUCUCCUAGUCGGCAGCAGCUGCUGCAGCAGCUUCAGCAGCUUGGUGUUCAGCAGCUGGGAGUUCAGCAGCUGGGAGUUCAGCAGCAAGCUCAGCAGGUUUCCGUGCAUACAAUCCCACAUCAUGCAGGUGCACAGCUGGUAUUAAAUUCAGUACAACAGUUGCCGGUUGCAGUACAACAGAAUAAUAUUCUGCAACAGCUGAAACAACUGCCUCCCCAUCAGCUCCAACAGCUGCUAGUGAGAUCCCAGGUGGUAAAGACUGAACAAAGCCCAUUGACACAGCGUGCAAAUAUUGUCACUUACACUGCACCAGUGACACUGACCACAUCCAUUGCCCAGCCUGUCCAACAAACCAUGGCAGUCAGCACCAAUAGUGGCCAUAUAUUGACGAGCAAUGGACAGAUAGUAACGACCACUGUUCCAACGUUUGUUGUGGAUGCUGACAAGCUGCCGAUUAAUCGAAUCCAGCCAUCAAAGCGCCCAGUGUCUCCACUGCCCUCAAAGGGGGAGAAGCGUACUGCGCAUAAUGCGAUCGAACGUCGUUACAGGACAAGCAUCAAUGAUAAGAUAAUUGAGUUGAAAAAUCUGGUCGCUGGUACUGAAGCCAAGCUGAACAAGUCUUCAGUGCUGCGCAAGGCAAUCGACUACAUCCGCUUUUUACAGCAAACCAAUCAGAAGCUGAAGCAGGAGAACAUGGCUUUGAAAAUGUUGUCAACCCCACAAAAUGUUGAGGGUCUGCUGACAUUAUCUCAAAACCUACCUGUCACCAUCAAGCCGGAUUUACCAGUCGGCUUCGACACACCACCGAAUAGUGACAAUGGCUCUACGGGUCUGCCUUCACCACCAGACUCAGGAGAUAGUUGUUCAGAGCCAGGCUCGCCGUUGCGUUACCACGUGAACAAAGGCAUGAUGGACGAUGGGGUGGGCGUGACGGCGAAGGGGAUGCUGGACCGCUCGCGCAUGGCACUGUGCAUCUUCAUGUUCACUGUGCUUGCCUUCAAUCCGUUCGGCAAGCUGCUGAAUGUCGGUGCCGAGAACGAUCAGUACAGAGGCGCCGGCGGUGGACGCCGUCUCGCUGCCGUGGACAUGAGUUACAGUCAGAACCUGUUUGAUUGGAUCUUCCCGAGCCUCUUGCUGUGGAUGCUGAACAUAGCUGUCGUGGCGGCCGUGCUCACACGUAUCAUGGUCUACGGAGAGCCUGUCACCAAGCCGAUGUCGAAGGCUUCCGUCCAAUUCUGGCGCCAUCGCAAGCAGGCUGAUGUGGACCUAGCACGGGGCGACUAUGCCGUGGCGGCCAAACAGCUGAAGACGUGUCUGUACACGACUGGCCGCCCGCUGCCCGUCUCCAAGAUGGACCUGGUCGCGUGUCUCGUGUGGAACACGUUCCGUCAGAUGCUGCAUCGUCUGCACAUCGCUGAGAUGCUGACACACCUCGCCGGGCACGGGCAGAGCCGCAGCGACGGCAAGUACACCGACCUGCAGAACUCGUACAAGGACGCCGCGCUCGUCUAUCACAAGCUGCACCAGCUACAGCUGACCGGUCACGUGAACGACGGCGCGCUCACCGGCAUGACGAUGGCCGUCUGCGCUGCUAACAUGGCCGAGGCAGCGAGGAACGCUUUGCCCUACGACACAAUGGCCGAGAUAUUCGUCACAGCCGCCCUGCGCAUGAAGUACUGCCUGCCAUUCAAGGCUGGAUUCGCAGCCCGCUACUUCCUGAGCCGUGCGCGUCACGUGUGCAGCAGCAGCGGUGCCGCUAUCCCUGUCUCCCUGCAGUGGCUCUUUCAGCCGGCCGGACAUCGUUUUUUCGUGAGUGGAGCAUGGGACUUCAGCGGCAAGGACUCGAUGUACAGCACCGUUGGCAACUUGGUUGAUCCUCUGGCACACAUGACGCGUGCAUUCAGAGAGCACCUACUGAAGAAAGCACUGUAUAGCGUGCUGGAACCAGGCCGGAUGAAAGACAGAGAGCCAAUCAAGGACAACGAACCCAUCAGCUCAUCGCAGUGUGCGGAUGUGCUGCAAUACGUGCAGCUGCUGCGUGAGUGCUCCGACGCCGCGGGAGCGUCCAGCAACACUGCUGUCGCGAUCAACUCCUCCGCAUUCAAGGCAACUGGCUCGGAUGAGGUUUCCAAGUGGUGGGCAUCAGUAUUGGGCGUGGCUGCAUAUUGGUUGCUGGGCGAUGAGGAGUCUGCACAAAGACUGUAUCCUAUCGUGGACUCCUUGCCUGCACACCUGCAUGAGACGAUAAACCCACUGCCACGCAGUGUACACAUGGCAUUCAAGGCUAGACGCAUAGUGCUUACAGCUAAGAAAGGCCAGUGCUACAUCAACAGUCUGAACAAGUGUAAUACAGCAGGAAAGAUGCUUGCUGACAGUCUAAGCUACACCAGCCAUGAUAAAGGUGGCCCUGACAUCACCACAGCAGUGCAGCUGCUUGUAUGCGAUUGGUUGCUGUGCACUCGCACAGACAUAUGGCAGGAGGAGACGUCCUACAACCAAGGGGAGCUAGCAGUUGCUACGCAGGCACAACUGCGGUCCUUUCAGAAUGACUUAUCAUCAUUGCGGAAGGUUGCCAGCGAGAUCAAGUCCGCCUUCUCGAAGGUGUUUCUGCAUGAGGCGACGGCGCGGCUAAUGGCAGGAGCAAGUCCGAGUCGUACGCAGCUGCUGCUUGAUCGAACCCUGCGCAAGCGCUGCAUGCCUGCCACACAGGAGCAGGAUUCGACGCAAGAGUGUGGAGUGGGAGACCGUGAGAAGGCAAAGGCACUGCUUAUGGCAUGUCGACACCUGCCGGCAACGAUGCUGUCCGGUCCCAGCCAGAAGGCGGGCAUGCUCGCCGAGGCAGCGCGUACGUUCGAACGUCUCGGCGACGCCAAGUCUCUACGCGACUGCCAUGAGAUGAUGGUGCACUUCAGUGGAUUCGGGCUGAACUCGACCUGCUAGGGGGUGCCACGAAGGUGAUCGGCUAGCCAAGCAGUUUACCUAUCUGCCUGACUGAGAUAAGCACCCCCUUCCUCCCCUGGAUAUUGUUGUUGCUAGGUCGGUAAAGCUAGACUGGUUUGUACGUGUUUUUGACUGAGCGCACGCCAAAUUGUGUGACACUUGAUGCUCAGUAGCUUAUUUAUGACACCCUUUUCGCAACACUUGAUUGGCUAGGGGUGCCUGUUUGGUCCAGGUGGAUAGGUCAGUUGGAAGUAGUCUCGAUAACCUUUGUUUUUCACCUGAAUAUAUACCACCGAUCAAGUGUGAUGUGUGCAAAAAAAAUGGGACCAUAUAUCGGAAUGUGCUGGUGCAACUUCUUGCGAUCACCGUUUGUGAACAUGCGGACUGGACCAUGGGAUUAUGAUGUGAAAUUUGUACUGUUCUUGUGUGCUGUCGGCACCGAUUAUUUUUAAACUGGUACACAAUAUCGGUAAUUUACUUGAAUUGCCCAUAGACAAUAUCAUAAAUUCAAGAACGGUUUGAUGUCAUAUCCAAUAUUCAUAUUACACAUAGCAUAUAUAUAUUAUAUAUAUAUAUAUAUGAGCACAUACUCGUAAGCAACCAGCACGUUUAUACUUGACUUUAUGACACAACAUUCAAGUCAUAUACUAUAUAUCAAUUUUACUUCCUGUGUAGUACUGGAAGAGCUUUCCUAGCAAGGUUCAUAAAUUUGGAGUCAUACAGCAGUAAAGUUGUUUAUACGUAUAUUUAGUUGGGUCUUCUGUGAAGAAAUGUGAUGAUAUCUGAAACGUUGUUAACACAUUGGAAACUUGGCUGAAACACAAU